Molecule: messenger RNA, 1834 nt
Organism: Populus nigra (black poplar)
Lineage: Eukaryota; Viridiplantae; Streptophyta; Magnoliopsida; Malpighiales; Salicaceae
Exons: 11
Coding region: 504-1751 (415 amino acids)
Source: RefSeq, a predicted model, not a curated record
CAUGUAGGGAAGGGAAGGAAACGGAGAGGAAGUUGGGUAUUAAGAAAAUUCCCCUCCCUUCUAUCAAUUAUUGGUGCUCUAUUCAUUGUCUUUAUUACAACACUGUGUUUGAAUCAAAUCCUACUUUUCUCUCUCUCACUUUAUGAUAAUGAUACAAAGGCAAUCUUGCAAGAAACAGUGACUUAACGCGGAGAUGAAGCCCUUAAGAAGUUUCCAUGUGACUUCUGGCUAGGUUACUAACUAGCAAUUACUGAUUUAGAUCUUCAUCGACUUCAAAAGGAGAAACAAGUAACAUCUCUUUUCAUUUGUUUUCCCAAGGAAUCUGCUAGAUAUCAAACCAGGUAACAGAUUUUCAAUUACAGAGAGUAAACAGAAUGGAAGGGUAAAUCCUACUCUUGUGUAGGUGAUUAAUUUUGCUUAAUCCUACCCUUGCGAUUGUGAUUAGUUUUGGCACUGACAUCAGUAGGUACUGAUACACGGAGGAAGCAAAAAGAGCGGUGGUCAUGGAAAUAGAAGAGGAAGAGGUGAAAUGGGAGGCAAUGGAACCAGAGAGAGAUGAACCUGUUCUGAAGCUUGGACUCCGUCGUCGACGUGCACCUGAGCAAUCCCUCCAUUCCCUCCUUCCAUCAUCAAUAUCAUUACUUGCUGAGAGCUUGUCUUAUAUAAAUCUGGUGAGCUUGAAGUUCUUCCAGAAACCUGCAGUGGAUCUUUCUCCUAUGAAGCACAUGCGCUUGCCCCCGCUUAUGCGGGCCUUUGCCAGCCCCCGCCACUGGAUGCAGUUGUCUGAUAUAGAUCUGUCGAACUUGGAGAUUCUUCCAGAAAUCGUUGGGUCUUUCUUCUAUCAAGCACAUGAUAAGAUUCUCGACAGUAUUACUGCAUUUUUUCCCGAUCUCUUUCACUUGCAGACACUUACCUUGAGCGAUAAUGAUGUGCUCCGGCUGCAACCAGUCUUAGCUUCGAGGAAUAAACAGCCUAUUCCAGAAUUUCUAAUGGAGAAGUUGCCUGAGUUAGCUUCGGGGAAUAACCAGACUAUUCCAGAAUUUCUAACGGAGAAGUUACCUGAGUUACGCUCGUGGAAUGACCACUCUCUUCAAGAAUUAAUAGCAAAUACGAUUUUAAUGGAGAAGUUACCUUACUUAGCUUUGCGGAACACGCAGCGGCCUCCUCCAGAGUUACAAGCAAAUGAUAAUCGUCUUGAAAAUCUUGCUGCAUCUGUCUUCAGCCAAGACGACUCGAUGAAUGAUAAUGAUGUGAACCAUCAUGCAGUCUAUGUAGAGGCAGAACAGCUUCUGGAUGCUGGAGAAAGUUCACGUCCUAGAGAAAUAUCAGGAUGGACUUUGCUGAUGACAAACUUAAUCCUAGAGAUUGCAUCUGCGGUUUUUGACCAGAUGGGUUAUGCACAAAUUGGCAUGGUGUUGGCAUUUGUAGCUUUGCUUCUUGCUGCCGUUGAUCUCAUUCACAUGGCUCGAAAGGAAAGAAUUAAACGGGCGGCCGGCAUGAGCCUAUUGCCACUUUUUCAUCCCCGAUCAACUUAUACUUCCGCAACUAGAAAGCCUGUUGGCACUAUUGUUGAGUAUUUUGGAUUGGCUGGUGCUGUCUGGCAAUGUGUUUAUUCGACUGUGGAGUAUACGUAUACUCGUCAGAAGAAAGAUAAUCCAAUUAAGAUAUCUCUUCUACCUUUCAUUUUCUUAUUAUGCGUGGUGAUUUCCAAAUUAUUAGUCGACGAGAGUUCCAUAGACAAGAGUUCUUAGCAAUGGUAUUUUCUUUGAACUAGAAGAAAGUGUUUGAAGGACUCUUUUUAUGGGAAUGUACAUGUCAAAGCUUUUGAUUCCUA